AUGGGGGAGAACGGCGUGGGCAAGAACUACUACCCGCAGGGGGGCGCGGCGGCGGCGGCCAUGGAGGUGUCCUCCGUGGAGCACGGCCAGGCUGGCGGCUCCAAGUGCUACGACGACGACGGCCGCCUCAAGCGCACCGGGACGAUGUGGACGGCGAGCGCACACAUCAUCACGGCGGUGAUCGGGUCCGGGGUGCUGUCGCUGGCCUGGGCCAUCGGGCAGCUCGGCUGGGUGGCCGGCCCCGCCGUCAUGCUGCUCUUCUCCCUCGUCACCUACUACACCUCCUCGCUGCUCUCCGACUGCUACCGCUACGGCGACGAGACCACCGGCAAGCGCAACUACACCUACAUGGACGCCGUCAACGCCAACCUCAGUGGCAUCAAGGUCCAGCUCUGCGGAUUCCUGCAGUACGCCAACAUCGUCGGCGUCGCCAUCGGAUACACCAUCGCCGCCUCCAUUAGCAUGCUUGCGAUCAAGAGGGCCAACUGCUUCCACGUCAAGGGGCACGUGAACCCGUGCCACAUCUCGAGCACGCCCUACAUGGUCAUCUUCGGCGUGGCGCAGAUCUUCUUCUCGCAGAUCCCGGACUUCGACCAGAUCUCCUGGCUCUCCAUCCUGGCCGCCAUCAUGUCCUUCACCUACUCCACCAUCGGCCUCGGCCUCGGCAUCGUCCAGGUGGUCGCCAACAAGGGCGUCAAGGGCAGCCUCACCGGCAUCAGCAUCGGCGCCGUCACGCCCAUCGACAAGGUCUGGCGGAGCCUCCAGGCGUUCGGCGACAUCGCCUUCGCCUACUCCUAUUCGCUCAUCCUCAUCGAGAUCCAGGACACCAUCAGGGCGCCGCCGCCGUCCGAGGCCAAGGUCAUGCGCCGCGCCACCCUCGUCAGCGUCGCCACCACCACGCUCUUCUACAUGCUCUGCGGCUGCAUGGGCUACGCCGCCUUCGGCGACGACGCACCCGGGAACCUCCUCACCGGCUUCGGCUUCUACGAGCCCUUCUGGCUCCUCGACAUCGCCAACGCCGCCAUCGUCGUCCACCUCGUCGGCGCCUACCAGGUCUACUGCCAGCCCCUGUUCGCCUUCGUCGAGAAGUGGGCGCAGCAGAGGUGGCCCAAGUCAGGGUUCAUCACCGGAGAGAUCCAGGUCCCGCUCGUCUCCUCCGGCUUCAAGCUCAACCUCUUCCGCCUGACGUGGCGGUCGGCGUUCGUGGUGGCGACGACGGUGGUGUCGAUGCUGCUGCCCUUCUUCAACGACGUCGUCGGCUUCCUCGGCGCCAUCGGGUUCUGGCCGCCGGCUCCAUCGCCGGGAUAA
This is a messenger RNA of Triticum turgidum subsp. durum (durum wheat), 1308 nucleotides long. Lineage: Eukaryota; Viridiplantae; Streptophyta; Magnoliopsida; Poales; Poaceae. The record is from the annotation of a GenBank genome assembly.